GGACGAAAACCUCGAGGCGGCUCCGGGCGAGAAGCCCAAGGUCGCCAAGAAGACGGCCCCGAAAGACGACGCGGCCACCGCAAAGGGCGACGCGAAGACCGCCACGAAGAGCACCGCCAGAGACGCGACCAAGGCGGCCCGGAAGGACGCCCCGAAGGACGCCCCGAGGGACGGCCCGAAGGACGGCCCGAAGGACGCUCCCAAGGAGCCCCCGGAGCCCGCCCCGAAGGCCCCCGCGGGCGCCGAGCAGGCCCCAGCGGCCGAGGCGGGCCGCAAGCGGCACGGGGGCCCCACCGCGGCGGCUGAGGACCCGGCGGCCCAGGGCGAAGGAGGCGGCGCGCCGGCGCCAGGCUCCGCGCCGGCGCCGGGCUCUGGCAGCUCGCGGCGCGGCAGCCCCGG
Molecule: messenger RNA, 399 nt
Organism: Prorocentrum cordatum
Lineage: Eukaryota; Dinophyceae; Prorocentrales; Prorocentraceae
Source: the annotation of a GenBank genome assembly